This is a messenger RNA of Lytechinus variegatus (green sea urchin), 2730 nucleotides long. RefSeq names its product cytochrome P450 2J4-like. Gene Ontology annotation, biological process: xenobiotic metabolic process. The transcript is spliced from 8 exons. The coding region runs from base 371 to 1867 and encodes 498 amino acids. The record is from RefSeq and is a predicted model, not a curated record. Gene Ontology annotation, molecular function: oxidoreductase activity, acting on paired donors, with incorporation or reduction of molecular oxygen, reduced flavin or flavoprotein as one donor, and incorporation of one atom of oxygen; iron ion binding; heme binding. NCBI's taxonomy places the organism in Eukaryota, Metazoa, Echinodermata, Echinoidea, Temnopleuroida, Toxopneustidae. Gene Ontology annotation, cellular component: cytoplasm; intracellular membrane-bounded organelle.
CGUCGGCAUAUUGACAGUCUGACUGAUGGAUCUUCAUGCCUGUGAAGAAAAAAGGGCUUUAUACACGUCAAUUAGGAAAUCGAAGGAUUAUCCGUCUUUCUACUACAACCUAGUUGGGUAGACAUAUUGAUGUAGAGAUGUUGUUUCCAUAACUAUGUAAAAUACUCAACUGCAGCUCUUACCGACAUAACCGAGGGAUUAUUUAGUGCAACGUCAUCGCCUCUCUAAUUAAUUUACCCUGCGUUUACGACACAACAGUCCGAUGUUCUGUUAAAAAAACUGUGUUUGUGAUUUUCAAACCCUGGAUCCGUGAUUAAGCGUAAAACACAUCAGUCAGUAAUAGGCAUGAUAGGUGUAUAGACUUAUAGUCAUGGAUUGGAUAGCCCAAGGUAAUACCAGAUUAUGGCUGACAACAGCUGCUAUAGCAUUGGUGGUCAUGUGGUUUGUGAAGAGGAUCGUGUCUCGAACCAGGAACCUUCCACCAGGCCCUACAGGGAUACCCUUGCUUGGCGUAGCUUGGGAAAUGAUAAGGGCUAACCCCGACCCCCUCGGUCUCUACUCGUCUUGGGCUGACCAAUAUGGUGACGUGGUUUCCUUCAAGGUAGGACCAAUGACCUUCGUGCUUCUGAACUCCUACGAUGUCAUACUAGAGGCAUUCAACCAUCCCAACCUCAAUAAUCGACCAAAAAGCCGCAUGGUAGAAGAGGUCCUUGGUCUUGCCAAUAAUGGGAUUACACUUGCCAACGGGAAGGUCUGGGAGGAGCAGAGGAAGUUUACCCAUUCUGUUUUUCGCAGUCUUGGUGUUGGAAAAAAGAGCUAUGAGGAUACCGUAUCAGCUGAGAUGGACCAACUGAGGGGUGCUAUUGAGGAAAUGAAAGGAGCACCCUUCGAUCCUAACAUUCUCUUUGGACAAGCUGUAGCCAAUAUCGUCUGUUCUAUCGCAUUCGGGACUCAAUAUAAAUACACCGAUGCCGAAUUUAAACAGUUAUUGCGUCUAAUGAACAUCAACAUCGAGUUAUCAAGCGGAGGUGGGGCGCUCCUCUUCCUCCCUCUACCCGGGAUAUCGAAGAUUCCUUUUGGAGCACCCAAGAAGAUGGUCGAGAACAUGAAGCAGGUCAACAGGUUUCUCCUGGAUCAGAUUGAAAGCCACGAGAAAUCGGUGGACCUGGAUCAUCCCAAAGAUUUCAUCGAUCUUUACCUUAAGAAGAUGGCCGAGACAAAGGACUCGAAGACAUCAUUCAACAAGGUGAACCUAAACUCGGCCGUAGGAGACCUCUUCUUCGCUGGCACGGAGACCACUACCACCACACUCAAAUGGUGCAUCCUCUACAUGAUGGCGUUCCCCGAGGUACAGUCACGUGUUCAAGAUGAACUUGAUCACGUGGUUGGAAGAGAGAGGCUUCCGGGGCUAGCCGAUUUGAAAGACCUGCCUUUCACCAAUGCAGUUCUGUUGGAGGUACAGAGGAAGAGCGCCGUUGCCGCUCUCGGUGUGCCACACAUAGCCGCUGCUGACACGACCUUCAGAGGCUACACCAUACCAAAGGGCGCCACCAUUCUGUCCAACAUCUGGAAGGUACUUAACAGGAAGGAUCGGUGGCAGGAUCCGGAAAAGUUUAACCCUGACAGAUUUCUGACAGAGGAUGGCAAGCUGACUCGGAGAGAAGAAUUGAUAUUUUUCAGUACCGGUCGUCGUGUGUGCCCGGGAGAACAACUAGCCCGGAUGGAGACAUUUCUUGGUUUUACAAGUCUCCUCCAUCGAUUCACCUUUAGGAAACCUGAUAACACACAGACAUUAUCUUUCGAAGGAGUCUUAGGGAUCACCAGGAAUACCAAGCCUUAUAUGACAUGUGCACUCAGUAGGGACUGACAUGGUCGUGAUUACAAAUCAAACUAACAAAUUAUAACAUUAAGUUAAUGAUAACUAGACAUUUGAAAACUGGGUCGAUGUCGGAAGCCGUUUACAUUUCUCUAUCGAGAUCCUUUGAUGUUGUCUCGUAGAACCCUGCGAUGACGAUGAGUUCGGAAAAUCGAUGUCGGGCAAAAGUGUGCGACUUUUAUAAACUGUUGAAUUAUGAUAAAAAAAUAGUCAGAAUAUGAAUGGAUUCGGUCUACAAAAUUUCGAGAAUAGAUCAGUGACAAUGAGCUAUUCCAAAUACUGUCAUCUCAGAAUUUGAUGCCAUGCAAGUGCAGAUCUGGGGUGGUGGGGGCGGGGGCUGGUCAUUAUUUUUAGAGGGAGAAAGUUGUGGGUCAUGUGAGCCCAUUUGUAAAUCAGCGAUCUGCCCUGGUAUUUAAACAAAUGUCAAAGAUUGUAAGUGGUCUAGUGCUAAUAUUUAGGAUUUUCUCAACUUUUUAUAGAAUUUUGUUAUUGUUAUAUAAUAAUGAUAUAAAUUCCAUUCGAAAAGAUGCAUUCAGUGUGCCUAUUUUCAUACUUAUAGAAAAUGAAAAUAAAAUAGUAUUAUCUCAUUCUUUUGUUGAUUAAAACAUCAUUGGAAAUAUUGAAUGCCCAUAAUUAUCAUGAAAUUAAAUAAUUUCAGUGCUCUCCCCCGAUGUUUACAGGACGCAUCUGAACAAGGAGAAUGAUAGAUUAAUAAGAAAAAUGGGAAGGACCGGGGUGAAUGUGUGUUCACUAUUAUAGGGGAGGCCAAGGGGGCAAAAAGUGGAAGCGCCGUGGUGUAGCGGUUCUGACUCUCGCCUUGUAAUCAGGUUCAUGUGUUCGAAUCCCACCAUGGC